AUGUCACGGGUACUCUUCCCACGCUUCCACUUCACCGAAAUCGAAGACACGAACUGGUGUCCCUCAUGGCUCCGUGACCACGCUCAUGCCUCCCUCGCUCGUCUCUGGCAAAUCAAAUCCAAUAGAGGACACUCCCUAGCCACACAAGCAUGCAAUGUCCUCCUCGAGCGCCUAGGCGGUAUUAGUUCCGCCGCCGAGUAUACAUUUGUAGAUUCCUGCGCCGGCGCUGGUGGUCCAACUCCUUAUUUCGAGAAAUAUAUCAACAAACAAUUAGAGGCUAGUGGCUACCGACCUGCGCAGUUUGUGUUAACGGAUUGGGCGCCAUACGUACAAGCUUGGGAGGCACUUGCGGCGCAGAGUGCAAAUAUUUCAUACAUCCCCGACCCGAUUGACGCGUCUAAGGCUGUGAGGAUUGCUGAGCCGGAUAGGAGGGAAUGUCGGAUUUUCAAUUUGUGUUUCCAUCAUUUUGAUGAUCCAGAGGCUGAGAAGGUGCUGAGAAGUGCAGUAGAGACGGCGGAUGCAUUCUUGUAA
Messenger RNA from Talaromyces marneffei, 531 nucleotides. RefSeq lists its product as uncharacterized. The record is from RefSeq and is a predicted model, not a curated record. The transcript has a single exon. The coding region runs from base 1 to 531 and encodes 176 amino acids. NCBI's taxonomy places the organism in Eukaryota, Fungi, Ascomycota, Eurotiomycetes, Eurotiales, Trichocomaceae.